Phycodurus eques (leafy seadragon) is the source of this 3013-nucleotide messenger RNA. Its product is annotated as lysine-specific demethylase RSBN1L-like. Lineage: Eukaryota; Metazoa; Chordata; Actinopteri; Syngnathiformes; Syngnathidae. The record is from RefSeq and is a predicted model, not a curated record. Gene Ontology annotation, cellular component: nucleus. The transcript has 9 exons. The coding region runs from base 590 to 2923 and encodes 777 amino acids.
CACACCGUUAUGAAGUCCUUGUCAGUGUCAAUAGGACCAUUUUGGGCCAGUGAAUGCUAACACAAAUGAUUAACAAAAAACUUUAUGUACUGUAUGUUUUAUUUAGAAAUGAGUGAAAUAAAAAACGUUAUACAGUAUAUACCAUAUAACUAUGAUAACUAUAACAAAAAAUAUCAAUACCAUAGAUGCUGUUGAAAUGAAUAAUUGAGUGCUUUUUGCUCUGACCAAUCGGAGGGCGGAAAAAUGUUGAAGUCAUUGUGUGACCCGGUGAAGAUGAAUUUGAAAUCCAGUGAUCCAUUUUUGCAUCUCGCUUGCGCUGGGUAUGGGGGGGGGGGUGUAUUCAGCCAAUAAGCAGUUUCGACGGAAAAGGGGGUAAGAUAUAUAUAUACAUGUAUAUUAUUUUUAUUUAACCAAAAAACUACGCGUACGCCGAGCCCCGAAUAUGCGGGGGUCCACUGUCAUUGUUUCCACUGUAACCCGCCCCUCCCUUCUCGAGCUGUCAAUCAAAGUGAGCCAGGCCCCGCCCCUUCCUCCCCGCACGUCUCGCGCCAGUUGAGCUCAGCGAGUAAAUAGCGAGAGAAGCCUCAAGAUGGCUGACUCACUGAGCUCCGUCCGCCUCGGCAGCGGAGCCGCGGCGACCGCCCCCAUCGAGGGCUCGCUUCCCAAGCCCUCGGAGGCGAAGAGAGCCCCCGAGAACCGCCCGCAGUCUUCCCGGGACUUGAACUCGCCGCCGCCCAAGAAGCUGCGAGUGGAGGAGAGGACCGUCAAACCAAAGAAAGUCGUCCGGGAUGGAGGAGGGCUGCUGGGAGACAACUGUAACGGGAAAGAGAAACUCCAGCAGCCGACGAAGCAGCCGAGUCUCGCGACGGUUUUGUGGAGCCUCAGCCCGGCCGGUGCGAGCGCGAGUGCCGCGUUGGUCCACACAAUCAGCGGAAGCCAAGCACCCGCCGCCGCCGCCGCCCACAAAAUCUUGAAGCAGAGCGAUUUCUUGCUCCACAAGGCGCCUCCCUUCGCUAAAAACAAGAAGCCUAGCAAGGAUAAGGGCGACGUGAAAAAGAAACUAUUCGUGACGCCCGCUAACAACGACAUGAGCAGAGUCAGCCACAUUUCUCCGGUGAAAAGGCAAAACGGGGAUGUCACGUUGCCACAGAAAGAGCUCCUCCACAAGGACAAGACUAAAGAGCGGGAGCGCGAGGAGAGGAAGAAGCACAAAGUGAUGAACGACACUAUUAAGCGGGCGAAUGGAGAGGUCAAGCAGCCCAUUAAAGAUGGCGGCGUCAAAGCCAAGAUCAACUCUGAGCUGCAAAUCAAAAAAGUCAAGAAGAAAAAGAAGAAGAAACACAAAGAGGGGGAGAAGCACAAGCGAGUGAAAAUGUACCACCGCUCGUGCCAAACCAUUUGUGCCGGCCUGGUCCGCCUCCCCUCCGCCCCCCCUCUGCUCACCAAUCCGUCCCGCCCCGACCCCGCCGGGGACGCCACCGUGUCUCCGUUUAAAUUGCCGCUGCCCGUUGACCCUUCGCCCAGCAACAAAAGCGCACACCUGCAGCCCUCUUACGUUAACUCCUCUCCGCACAAGAGCCCGCAGCCUUCCCCGAACAAGCACCCGGCACGCUAUAUCCAUCCCGGCCUGUCGGGCCUGGAGUUCGCCGCUUACAUCCAUAUCGAGCCUCAGCCUAACGGAGGGGCACUCGUGGCCCACGCCUUCGCCUCGCAGCUGUCCUCGCUCUCCACGGGCCAGAGGCAGAGGUUCGCCCAGGAGUUUGUCACCCUGGCGUUCAGCGAGGACUCGUCGCAGGCCGCACAUUACGUCAUGGGCAUCGUCCACGGAGAAGCCGCCUACCUGCCCGACUUCCUGGACUACUUUUCCACCAAGUUCUCAUCGGCUCCGGUCAAAAUGGAGAUCCUGGGAAAGAAGGACAUAGAAACCACCACAAUGGCUAAUUUCUACUCUCAGGUAAAGAGGACCUACAGCCACGGCACAUACCGAGCCGGGGCGAUGCGGCAGAUUAGCCUGGUGGGGGCCGUGGACGAGGAGGUCGGCAACUUCUUCCCCGAAUUCCUCGCCAUGCUGGAGGAGUCGCCCUUCCUGAAGCGCACUCUUCCGUGGGGAACGUUGUCCAGCCUGAGCCUGAUGAGUCCCGACGAGAGCGACGACGGGCCCAUCAUGUGGGUGAGACCGGGAGAGCAGAUGAUACCUCUGGCGGACAUACCAAAAUCUCCUUUUAAAAGAAAACGGUCCACCAACGAGGUGAAAAACCUCCUCCAGUCCCUGCCCAGGACCAGCGAGCCCAGAGAGAUGCUGUUCGAGGACCGGACGCGAGCCCACGCCGACCACAUCGGCCAGGGUUUCGAGCGUCAGACCACGUCGGCGGUGGGCGUGCUGAAGGCAGUGUGCUACAAAGAAGGCUCGGAGCCUCCUCGCGUAACCAAAGACGUCGUGUGCUUCCACGCUGCUGAUUUCCCAUACGUGGUUCAGCGGCUGCAGUUGGAUUUAUACGAACCUCCGCUCUCUCAGUGUGUGCAGUGGGUGGACGAUGCCAAGCUGAACCAGCUGCGUCGAGAGGGAAUCCGCUACGCCCGCAUCCGCCUGUGCCACGACGACAUCUACUUCAUCCCGCGCAACGUGGUCCACCAGUUCAAGACGGUGUCGGCCGUCUGCAGCCUGGCCUGGCACGUCCGCUUAAGGCAGUAUGAGCAGGGAAGCCAGGAAGAAGAGGUGAAGGAGGAAGAGGAGGAGGUGGGCAUAAUGGAAGGAAAGAAGGGUGAUGAAGAAGAAGGAGAAGAAAGAAAGGAGAGGAUAAAAGCGGAGGAGGAUGAGGAGGAGUCAGGCGCAACUAGGGACAGGACGUUGCAAACACUGGAAGAUCAUCCUCUUCCUCGUUCAGUCCUUUUCGUCUCCGCCGGCUCGCUCGGCGGACUCUGAGCUGAGAGCGAGCGACGAGCCGGAGGAGAAGGAGGUCGCAAAGGAUGACGGGAGACCCGAACAGCCGCAAUCACCUCAGAAAGCGGAACC